Molecule: messenger RNA, 747 nt
Organism: Closterium sp. Naga37s-1
Lineage: Eukaryota; Viridiplantae; Streptophyta; Zygnematophyceae; Desmidiales; Closteriaceae
Source: the annotation of a GenBank genome assembly
AUGGCGGGAAUAUCAUCAAGCACAAUGAUUCGCCCCGGCGGAGAAGCCACUGUGCAUGCUGCAACACCAUCCAGGACCUCAGUGGCCUUUGCUUCCCCUCCGCGUGACCCACUGCGUCAGCCAUUCAAGAUGAUGCGCCUCUGCCUCCCCUCCGCGUUCCUGCGCCUCGCGGACGAGCACGAUUUGGAGAACCAGGCAGUCCCAGUCACUUCCCCAGAGCGCUUCGUUGACCCCUCCCACUCGCUUCCCUUGAACGACGAUCUCUCUUGUCCUCAAGGCGCCAAAUUCCCUGGGUUAGCGGCAGCAGCGCCGCUCAAAGACACGCUUUCAUCAUCAAGAGACGCGUGUGAUCUACUGACUGCUGCUGCUGCUGAGCAAAAUGCUGCUGAGAGGAAUGCUACAGGGUGGGCUGAUCGUGCUUCUCUGGAAGCAGGCCGAGCAUCUCUGGACGCGCAGCAGGGAAUGAGCCGCUUGCCACCACGCCCCGGAGGCAGCGGCCGAGUCUCCCUGGAGGAAUCGUGCUGCGGCCGCUCCUACCGCUGCGACAACAUGUGCUUCCGAGGCUUGGAGGCGUUUCCGGGAGAGCCCACACGACGAUCUGAUGCCGCCUCUCCACGCCACUCUGCGCUCAAGAAGCCCCUGGAAAGGAAGCCAUCAGGCAGCAUUCCGCGGGUCAUGAGCGACUUUGAUCCGAUCUCUUCGCGUCAUUCUGACCCGGCUGGCGUGCAGUCCAAUGUGGGUGGAUAG